AUGGCACUGCAGCUUCACACGAGGAAGGGGCUGCUGGUGGCGCGCGGGAAGCUCCACGUCCUGCUCUUCAAGGAGGAGGCUGAAAUCCCAGCCAGAGCCUUCCAGAAGGCGCCGGAGCCCUUAGGCCCGCUGGAGCAGUCUGAGCCCGGCCCAGAGCAGCUGGAGGCUGAAGUUGGGGAGAGCUCGGAUGAGGAGCCCGUGGAGUCCAGGGCGCGGCGGCUGCGGCGCACGGGGUUAGAGAAGGUACAGAGCCUGCGAAGGGCCCUAUCGGGCAGAAAAGGCCCUGCAGCGCCCACGCCUGUCAAGCCUCCCCGCCUUGGGCCUGGCGGGAGCGCUAAUGGCCAACCCGAAGAAGCUCUGCCUGCGCUGGAGUCCAAGCUGGAGCCAGAACCUCCGCAGGACACCGAGCAAGAUCCCGGGAGACCUGGGGCUGCCCAGCUGGCCGUGCUCCAAAUAGAGAGUGCGGCCUGAUGGCUGGUGCGCCUGCCUCCCCUGUGCCUAUGCUUAGUCCCAAAAUAAAUCUUCCUCUCGGAAGGCAGCAUUCACGCCCAAAUAAGGAGCGGAUCCUGCAUCCACAGCCCAGCCUUGGUCCUCCCUCCCGGGAUCCUUCAGCCCAGCACCCUGGGUCCUGGGAGCAGCCACUUACAUCUGCUUGUACUCACCAUCAAUAAAAGCAAUGCUACCUAA
Molecule: messenger RNA, 687 nt
Organism: Myotis brandtii (Brandt's bat)
Lineage: Eukaryota; Metazoa; Chordata; Mammalia; Chiroptera; Vespertilionidae
Gene: CAVIN3
Product: protein kinase C, delta binding protein
Exons: 4
Coding region: 1-471 (156 amino acids)
Cellular component (GO): cytoplasm; caveola
Molecular function (GO): protein kinase C binding
Source: RefSeq, a predicted model, not a curated record